Molecule: messenger RNA, 2384 nt
Organism: Paramacrobiotus metropolitanus
Lineage: Eukaryota; Metazoa; Tardigrada; Eutardigrada; Parachela; Macrobiotidae
Product: nucleobindin-2-like
Exons: 9
Coding region: 544-2190 (548 amino acids)
Cellular component (GO): endoplasmic reticulum-Golgi intermediate compartment; extracellular exosome
Molecular function (GO): calcium ion binding
Source: RefSeq, a predicted model, not a curated record
ACCUGCCUGUUUCUUAUAUCCGGAAUCCGUGGUUAAAAAAUUAGGAAAUACAAAGUAACAUAAAUUUUUUCGAAAUACACGGCGUUUCAUUUUUGAUACAGGACAACUAUUUUUUUUACUGUAUAGAAUGUAGUUUUGUGUCUGCCUCUGCCUUGUUCACGGUAUUUAUUUGUACUAUGUGUGGUAGUCUGGGUUUCAGAUUUUAAAGUGAACUUAUUUUUAAAUGUUUUAGUGAAAGCCAAGCUGUUUUUGUUGCAAUUUUGGCUACAACUGACAAACCAGUAUGAUAUUAACAAGUCGGACCUCCACGUGUUGUUUUUUAAGCCUGUUCUGACAUUGUCAAAGUGUGAUCUUUGUUAUUUGAUUUUGAUUUGCAUUCCCUGAACACGGGAGACGUUGUUUUGAUUGUGUGAUGGUUUCUUAUAUAAAAUACAGGUGUUAAGUACAGAACGACUUUACGACUACAGUGCUUAACCUUACGAUUCUCGGUACCUGUUGCCUCAUAAUUCCUUACCCUCAGUGCCAGACUCCGUUAAUAUUAACAUGGAACUUUUAUGGCAAAUUUUGGGCUUGUUGUCAUUGAUAAUAUGGAAAUGUCAGGGUCUUCCAGUGACGAUGACGACUAUGCCUCCGGAACCAGCCUCUCGCAACAGCACAAUUGAAGACUGGGAUUCUGGUUUGGAGUACGACAGAUAUCUGAAAGAGAUUGUCAACAUUCUCGAGGCGGAUCCCGCUUUUCGCAAGAAAAUGGAAAGCGCCGAUCCAGAGCAUUUCAAGACUGGCGAAAUUGCCAACGAACUGAAUUUUGUUUCGCACAACCUCAGGAGCAAACUAGAUGAAGUUAAACGACAGGAACUGAAUCGAUUGCGAGCAUUAGUAAAAGAGCAGGUUGAUCGAAAUGACAUGAAAGAAUUAAAAAUUCCCGCACAUCUGGAUCCGUCCAAGGAUAAUUUUGACGAAGAAGAUUUGAAGCGCUUGAUAAAACAGACUACAGCUGAUUUGCAAGCAGCCGAUGAAAAACGUCGCCAAGAGUUUCAGAAUUAUGAAAUGGAAAAGGAGCACCAACGACGUGAGAAACUCAAAGCUAUGGACGAAAGGACCAAACAAGAAGAAGAACGAAAAUUUGAGGAUAUGAAGAAGAAGCAUAAAGAACAUCCCGCUGUUCACCAUCCUGGUAGUAAGGCUCAGCUAGAAGAAGUAUGGGAGGAAAGCGACGGAUUGCCGAAAGAGGAGUUUGAACCUAAGACGUUCUUUAAACUCCAUGACCUUAAUGAAGAUCACAUUUUGGACCAAGGCGAACUGGAAGCCUUAUUUCAGAAAGAACUGGACAAGGUGUACGAUCCAAAUGCACCUGAAGAUGAUAUGCGUGAACGGUCCGAAGAAAUGGCCAGAAUGCGCGAACAUGUUAUGAAAGAGAUUGAUACAAACAGGGAUGGAAUGAUCAGCUUGGAUGAGUUCAUGACGCAAGCGAAAAAGGCCGAAUUUCAGGAUGACAGCACCUGGCAGACCUUGGAUCAGCAGCCUCUUUACAGUGAUGAAGCGUUGAGGGAAUACGAACGUCAGCUGGCCUCGCACGAUCAAAACUAUCGGUACCCUCCGCAAUAUGGUAAUGGGCCUCAGGGUGGUGGUUAUCCCCAGGGUGGAGGCGGUUAUGGUCAGUAUCCUGGUCAAGGACCGCCACAGGGUUAUAAUCCCGGUGGAUAUGGACAGUAUCCUGGCAAUCAGCCACAUAUGCAGCAGCAGCCCUACCAGCAACAACAGCAGUGGCAGAAUCAGCAGCAGGGCUAUAACCCGAAUCAGCAAGGUUACAAUACAAAUCAACAGCAGCAAGGGUAUAAUAACCAGCAGCAGCAGGGCUACAAUCAGCAACAACCGAAUAGUAACUACCAGAACGUCGGUGGUACGCCAGCGCCUUAUGUACAACAGGGAAAUCCAUCGCAGUUUCAGCCGCAAGGUGGCCAAUAUGGAGGCCAGCCCAACCAGCAGUACAACAAUCAACAAAGUAACCAGUAUAACCAGCAAACCAAUCAGCAAGGCUACGGACAAAAUCCACCAUCCCAACAAGGGUAUAAUUCCGUCGUUCCAGGGCAGUUUCAGCAACCAGUCGGAAGUGCUUCCACAGUCGCUCCUAAGAACACCGAUCCCAACUCGGUUCACAGUGCCAAUGUUGCUGGCGGUCAGCACAGAUAAUUUUUGGAUGUUUGGUACGUUUUUUUUAAAUUGAUAUUUAAUUUUUACCAGUGUUGUAGUAAUGGGUUAUCACAUUUUUAACGAGAGGUGGCCCAUACAGGAAAACAUUUUGAGAGAAUUUUUAUUUGGUUUGCUUAACAGCCCGUUGCAAUCUCAUUGGAGUGAUACAGAAAAUAAAAACUAAUCCAACUGAA